This is a messenger RNA of Talpa occidentalis (Iberian mole), 3333 nucleotides long. Its product is annotated as zinc finger protein 39-like. The record is from RefSeq and is a predicted model, not a curated record. The coding region runs from base 520 to 1710 and encodes 396 amino acids. The transcript is spliced from 4 exons. NCBI's taxonomy places the organism in Eukaryota, Metazoa, Chordata, Mammalia, Eulipotyphla, Talpidae. Gene Ontology annotation, biological process: negative regulation of transcription by RNA polymerase II. Gene Ontology annotation, molecular function: DNA-binding transcription repressor activity, RNA polymerase II-specific.
UGGUUAUAGUCCCCAUACAUCCCACCCCCCUUAUUUUAACCCUAAUCUCUCCACCCCCCAAUAGUGCAUCUCUGGUUUAUACUUGCUUGUAGUUGAACAUCUCUUACCUUUGCUUUUUCCCACCUCAUUGCUUGAACAUCCUGGUUUUGGGUUCAGUUUUUGUUUACUGUGAGUUGGAGAUAGCAGGCUUUGAGGUCACGGGAGUAAAAUAUUGGCACAAAGUUGCACAUGUUUUUAAUUUGUUAUGAAGCUCCUUUAGCACAUGAUUCCGGGUGUGAGUCUGUUACACCUGCCAGUCAGGCUAUCAGCUCCUCAAGGAGCCUAUUUUAUUCAUCCUUUUAUUCUUAGAAUCAUAGACACUUCCAAAUAUAUAAGGUAAGCUAUAGUUCUACUUGUAGGACCAAAGGGGUGAAUGUAGAGGCGAGGCUCUUUCAACUGCAAAUUCUAUACAGGACUGAAGACCCACAAAAUAAGACGUGUUUGCACUUGCUCUGUCUGACCCAGGCUGCCGGCCCUGAGAUGAGUAAUGUUCCCUCAGAAGGGACAGUGUCAUUUGAAGAUGUGGCUGUGAACUUCACGUGGCAGGAGUGGCAGUACCUGAGUGAAGAUCAGAGGAACCUGUACCGGGAUGUGAUGCUGGAGACCUGCAAUCACCUGGUGUCCUUAGGGCACUGUGUUACCGAUCCUGAGGAGAGCAUCAGGUCGGAGCAGGGAUUACAGCCGUGGACUGUGGACGAUCCCCCAAACCAGGACCUGUCAGAUGUCCAUACUGUGGAUCACCUGACUCAGGACAGCCCUGCAAAUCAGGGCAGACAUGUGUGGCAAGUUCUUACCACCAGCAGCAAAAUAGCAUUCAACGAGAGAACUGACUUAAUGGAAAAAAGCAAUUUGCACUCAAUUCAUUGUUUGAACCAUAGUAUCAAAAAUGAAAACAAUUCAGCGAUGAUGCCUGUGAACUUUACUAUACAUAGGACCAUGAUGAUCCCUGGUGAGCCUCAUGAAGGGUAUGCUGGAGAGUACAAGGAGGUCUUUAGUAGAAUGAGGGAACCCAUCAAGUAUCCUGAGCACCUUAGUCACCAGGUGAUUCAGAACUUUCAACAGCCUUUUGAAUUUCGUGAACAAGGAAAAGUUGUGAGUGAAGAAACAAUAUUUACACCUAAAGGAGCCCUUCCAGAAGGGGCUGCCCAUAAAUGCAAUGAGUGCAGGGACACCCGUGAUGAGGUACCUUUCGUUGCCCGAGACAGAACCCAAGGAGGACAGACUCCCUGCAGUUGUAAUGAAAAGGGGAGAGCUGCGGAGAUGACUCCAGUGCAUUUGAAUCUUCCUAGGUAUGUUGAACACGAGCAGCAGGAAUGUUGUGAAAGUGGGGCCAGUCUCAGCAACAUAUUUCACACCUAUCCGCGUGAGAGUACCCAGUUAGGAAAGAAUAAUUUGGGAUAUAAGAGAUAUGGUGAAGUGGCCUCUAAAACCUCUGUUCUGACUGAACAUCAGAAAACACAAGCAGACGAUCAACCUGAUGAGUGUGGGGGCACCACUGAGAUUUCCUUACAGAGGGGAUACCAGAGAAAUCUCACUGCAGUGAAGUUGUUUGGCUCUAACGAUUAUGUGAAAACUUACUCAUGGAAGACUGCCCUCACUUUACAUCCACAAUCUCAAACGGGAGUGAAGCGCUACCCAUGUCAGGUUGUACCCGAUAUGAUGAAGAGAUGAAAAGAUGUCCGGUGCACCCAAUAGUUCUGGGUGGCCUUGUGGAGCUGAUUUCUGUUUCUUGGACUUGUUUAGCCCUACACAAGCCAUUCCUCUUUUAAUUUUUGCAUCUAUAAAACACGUUACUCAUCUCACAGAUGCCAAGAAAUUCAAAGACUUUGGUUGUGGGGAUCCUAUGUACUCACUUCCACUCUUCUGGUUGAAACGUCUCAGCCAAUGAAGGGAAUGGUCAGUCCUUCCUGCUCACCACGACUGAGCAAAGCUUCUCAGCCCAGGAGCACAUUCCCCACAUUUAAUCUCUUCGGACACAGACUCGAGUCUGUCCACCGUGUGGAUCCCUGUGUCCAGCACCUGCUGAGGGAAGGGGACACGACGGAAAGUGUGGGCUGAGUGUGAGGAGCUGAAGCGUGGUCACUGGCAGCUCUCAGAGGUCCCAGGAAGCAGCAGGGCAGAGUCCGCCCAGCUUAUUAGACUUUAACACUGAAUAAUGACACGAUCUCGCCCUGGACUUCGCUGGCCCCACAGGAUGAGCCCAUCCCGGGACGGAAACAAACACAUCCGCGUGCGGGUCAGGACACACCAGCGAGCUCGGAGCAGGGUCUGGAGGCUGAAUACACCUGCCCGCGACUCUGCAGGCACUGGGCGUCCUCCUUAGAGACUGUCCAUGUAGGCCUUGGCAUAUGUCUAGACUGGGGUGCUGCUCCCUGUUGUGGUGGGGACACGUGUGUGGAUGGAUGAAAUGCCCUUGUCAGGAAUGUGGGGUGCACAUGGCUUCUCCCCAUGCAGGGCCUGUGCUCACAGUGGUUUCUGAGGUCCAGGAGUGCUCUAGUGUUGUGGGGCCACUUGUUUAUUUCACUUGGGGUUCCCUGUCCUUGGACUUGUGGAAGUAGGAGGGUGUUCACGUGGGUGUUCCAUGGAGUGUGAGGGGGGCACCUCACACACAGAGGGGCAGAAAUGGAACCCCAAAACAAGACAACAAAGACGUGAUUAAUGGCAAUUAUUAACAUGACCCCACAUCACCCCACUCGGGAGGUAAAUUCCUCUUCUCAAAAGAGUCUGGAGGUUUUGCUCAAAGCCAAGACAGAAAGUAUGUAAAGGCCGUGGUCCGAGAGUGAUGGAGGCCCAGGGGGGAGACACCUGCCUUCAGGGUCUUUCAUGUAAAGAGGAGCAGCUUGGGAGACUUCCCCACACAUAUUUUAUUCUGAAAUCUCAAUGGAUUCGGUCUGGCCAUUACCAUGCAUGUUAUAAGAGAAUUAUUGUCUGACUGAGUCUGUUAUGAUCCGUCAGGCAUGUUUGGAGACACCUGUCCAACUGCAGAGAGGACGCAUGAGGUAGGAGCCUCCCCCAGUUCAUGUUCUCAGGGUGGGUGAGCAGCCGUGAGGCCCCAGUGUUGACAGCACAGAAACUGCCGAGAAUAAAAAUUACAGAUAGUGCCGUGCUUCACUUUAUAUGAUGUAGAAAGAGACAUAAUCCCAGAUGUACCAGAAAGUGGAGGAGAAGACCUGGUGCAGGACAUCAACAAACAACCUUGUGAACCCCUAAAAUGUGAACUCCUAAAAAUAAACACAAGAGCAUCAAGUGUCUUAAAAAUUAUAAAACUUAACAAACGAAACAUAGUUCUUCAAA